Penicillium cinerascens is the source of this 3168-nucleotide messenger RNA. RefSeq names its product ribonuclease Z. Bases 1 to 3168 code for a protein of 1055 amino acids. The transcript has a single exon. Lineage: Eukaryota; Fungi; Ascomycota; Eurotiomycetes; Eurotiales; Aspergillaceae. Gene Ontology annotation, molecular function: 3'-tRNA processing endoribonuclease activity. Gene Ontology annotation, biological process: mitochondrial tRNA 3'-end processing. The record is from RefSeq and is a predicted model, not a curated record. Gene Ontology annotation, cellular component: mitochondrion.
AUGAAGUUCUUCUACCAGGUCGUCACGACCCCAACCGCAGACACUCCCGGCACGGUCGUCGUCCUCAACUUCCCCGACAAGCGAUACUUUUUCGGUCAGAUUUCGGAGGGAACACAGCGAGCGUGUACGGAACGCGGUGUCAAGCUGACCUACCUGUCGGAUAUCUUCAUCACGGGCCGGACGGAAUGGGCCAACUUGGGUGGUCUGAUCGGUGUGAUUUUGACACUAGCAGAUGCAACAGCAAGCUCUGCAGCAGCCGUUGAGGAGGAAAACCGCAAAAGGGCAGAGCGGAGAGAGGCCUUGCGUGGUCAGGGCAAGUCGCAGAAAGAACCAGAGACUGGGCAGCAUCAUGUUGGGACAGGCCAGGAUAGAGUUGAUGUGACGGUUCAUGGAGCUACGAACCUCGCGCACACUAUGGCUACUGCCCGGCGGUUUGUCUUCCGGAAGGGCAUGCCGGUCUAUAUGCGCGAGUACGAUUCGCAAACCAUUGCGAAGCAGAUUCCGGCAGAUAAAGAAGAUCCUUUCGAGGAGCCUACAUGGUCUGACUCGAAUAUCAAAGUCUGGGCGCUGCCUGUCAGGCCCGAAUCAUCAUGCAGCCCCAAGCAGCCCUGCCAGCCGCGGGCACAGAGUCCUCGGAAGCGGAGCUUGGGCGAGUUCCAAGAGACUAUGGAUCAAGAUGAGCUCGAUCUCGACCAGCGGGCUAAAGAUCAGUUGAUGAGACAGUCUGUCGUGUCAGAUAUGUUCAACUCUUCAUGGAAGAUGGAUGCUUUAGUCGAGACCCCAUUGGCCCAGGUCAGGAUGCCCGCAGCUAUGUUUGUGCGCAACCCGGAGACCAAAGACAUUGAGCCCUAUAAGGGCCCUGCGCCGGGCGACAAGGGACCACUGCCUGACAUUAAGGUGCUAGUCCGGCAGCCGUGGCCCGGUGCGAUGGUGGACAAGCUGCCGCCCACUACUCCUUCGAAGGAAGCAGUCUCCUAUAUCAUCCGCAACCAGGACGUUCGAGGAAAAUUUGACCCAGCCAAGGCUCAGGCACUGAAGGUUCCUAAGGGACCAUCAUACGCCGCCUUGACUCGCGGAGAGAGUGUUCAGUCACAAGACGGCCAGACAAUCACCCCCGAUAUGGUGUUAGGCCCCACGCGACUUGGCAAGGGCUUUGCCAUAAUGGACGUGCCUUCGCCUGAUUAUGUUGAAGACCUGCUCAACCGGCCAGAAUGGAAGUCGCCUGCCGUGAUGACCGAGCUCAAGGCCUUCGUCUGGAUUCUGGGCUCUGGUGUGGGCGACCAUCCCAAGCUCCGUGAGUUUGUCGCGAGCAUGCCUCAAUGCAAACACACUGUUUCCAGCACAGACUACUGCCCGAACUAUCUGGCACUUACCAGUGCCGCAGAGUCUGCCAUCCGCUUGGCUCGUCUCAAGGGCGACAGCUAUUCGAUUCCCGUUCAUGACAAUGUAACUUUGCCUCAAAUCGGGCUCUCUGACAAUGGUUCGAGAACGAAGAAUAUUUCACUGGACUAUCUUCCGUUUGAACCCCUCACUCCAGGGUAUGUUGUUGACAUGGAACCGAACUUCAAGAUCAACAAGGAUGAGGCCUUGCAGCCCUUGAACACAGCAAAGACCUUGCAAAAGAUUCCGCGCUCUGUUGAGCAGCGGAUGGAGGUUAUUCGCACGCGUAUCCGCAAGCCCGAAUUCCAGAAGCAAUUAACAGAAGUUCGUCGGGAACUGCCUGGGGCUGAAGCUGAAAUUAUUGCUCUUGGCACAGGCUCAUCUGCCCCGUCCAAGUACCGCAACGUCUCUGCUACAUUGCUCCACGCACCUGGAUAUGGUUACUAUCUGCUGGACUGCGGUGAGAACACCCUUGGCCAGCUUCAGCGAGUUUUCGAAACAGAAAAGCUACGUGAAGUGUUGCGGAACCUGCGUAUGAUUUGGAUCAGCCAUCUGCACGCUGAUCACCACCUUGGUACUGCCUCUCUCAUCAAAGCCUGGUACCACGAGAACUAUGGAGCAGAUUAUAAACCAUCAUCUGAGCCUGAGACAGACAUGAAGGCCAUUCUCCGGGAGAAGCGCUUGUUUGUUGUCUCUGAGGAAAUGAUGAUCGCCUGGCUGGAAGAGUAUGCUGCCGUCGAAGACUUUGGCUUCGAUAAGAUUGUUCCUCUCACUGCACACCCUGCGCCCAAUGGUCCCUCCAUUAAAACUACAUUUACCUACCGACACCCCCGCAGUGGUGCUGCCCCUUACGGCCGAGACACGCCCAGCCGAACUGUCCUCGACUUCAAUGACCGCUCAUCUCCUCUCACCGUCCCUCUAAAGGAUGCCACUGGCCUGGAAGAUAUUCUCACCACUCGUGUGAGACACUGCAAGGGCGCUCUUGCCCUGUCCAUCGUUUUCCCAGAUGGGUUUAAGGUUUCUUACUCGGGCGACUGCCGCCCCUCGGACAAGUUUGCUUCCAUCGGCCGCGGCUCAACCGUGCUCAUUCACGAAGCCACCUUCCAAGACGACAUGGUAGGCUCAGCCCUUGCCAAGCGUCAUUCCACCUCCGCAGAAGCAUUGGAAGUAGGCCGCCGGAUGGGAGCUCGCGCCGUUCUCCUUACCCAUUUCAGUCAACGGUACCAGAAGAUCGCCCAUGUCGAUCAGCGCGCCGGGACAAUCCAACAUGAUGAAAUUACCUCGACGCGGCAAGCCAAGGCAGCCGCAGCGAGAGAGGCUGGUGAUGCCGACAUCCCCUUGGACGACGCCGGAGAACCAGCCUCUGAACCAGCCUCCGGUGCUCUCCUCCUAGAUGACAUUCGCUUCCCUUCUCCCGGUCGACCAGGUCUGCCACGCAGUGAUAUCCAUAUUCCCGGCAAGACCUCCCCCGUCGCGACUGCGAUGGACUACAUGCGUAUCAAGGUGGGCGAUCUAGCAUACGCACAGGCCUAUGCGCCUGCGAUCGAGAAGCUGGUUGAUCUCAUGGAGCGCCACGCCGAGCAGCAGGCGGAAGCGGCGAAGAAGAAGCUUCAGGAAGAAGAAGAGGCUCGCAAGUCAAAGAAGAACAAGAAGUUUGCCAAGGUGCAAGCUGCUGCUGCCGUGGCCGUUGCUGCUACGGUCGUUUCUGAGCCUGAUGAACCUCACAAGUCUGUAUUUAGUGCCAGUGAGAGUGAGAGCGGAUGGGAGACCAGUGAUUAUGAGGAGUAA